CACCAACCCCGACAGCCAGGGGUGACUGUGUGUGGCUAGGGAUGAUGGUGGGGAACACGUCUGAUGGAACAGCCAGGAACUGCAGCCAGCCCCGUGUCCGGAAGCAUGUUCAGCUGGGUCAGCAAGGAUGCUCGCCGUAAGAAGGAGCCGGAGCUCUUCCAGACGGUGGCCGAAGGGUUGCGGCAGCUCUACGCGCAGAAGCUGCUGCCCCUGGAGGAGCACUACCGCUUCCACGAGUUCCACUCGCCGGCGCUGGAGGACGCCGACUUCGACAACAAGCCCAUGGUGCUCCUGGUGGGCCAGUACAGCACGGGCAAGACCACCUUCAUCCGCCACCUGAUCGAGCAGGACUUCCCGGGAAUGCGCAUCGGGCCCGAGCCCACUACCGACUCCUUCAUCGCCGUCAUGCACGGCCCCACCGAGGGCGUGGUGCCCGGCAACGCGCUCGUCGUCGAUCCGCGGCGCCCCUUCCGCAAGCUCAACGCCUUUGGCAACGCCUUCCUCAACAGGUUCAUGUGUGCCCAGUUGCCUAACCCCGUCCUGGACAGCAUAAGCAUCAUCGACACGCCUGGAAUCCUCUCCGGAGAGAAACAGCGCAUCAGCAGAGGGUACGACUUUGCGGCGGUCCUGGAGUGGUUCGCUGAGCGCGUGGACCGCAUCAUCCUGCUCUUUGACGCCCACAAGCUGGACAUCUCCGACGAGUUCUCGGAAGUCAUCAAGGCCCUGAAGAACCACGAGGACAAGAUCCGCGUGGUGCUGAACAAGGCCGACCAGAUAGAGACCCAGCAGCUGAUGCGGGUCUACGGGGCGCUCAUGUGGUCCCUGGGGAAGAUCAUCAACACGCCCGAGGUGGUCCGGGUGUACAUCGGCUCCUUCUGGUCCCACCCGCUGCUCAUCCCCGACAACCGCAAGCUCUUCGAGGCCGAGGAGCAGGACCUGUUCAAGGACAUCCAGUCCUUGCCGCGCAACGCAGCCCUGCGCAAACUCAACGACCUGAUCAAGCGGGCGCGGCUAGCCAAGGUCCAUGCCUACAUCAUCAGCUCCCUCAAGAAGGAGAUGCCCAAUGUCUUCGGAAAGGAGAGCAAGAAGAAGGAGCUCGUGAGCAACCUGGGGGAGAUCUACCAGAAGAUCGAGCGGGAGCACCAGAUCUCCCCCGGCGACUUCCCGAGCCUCCGCAAGAUGCAGGAACUCCUCCAGACCCAGGACUUCAGCAAGUUCCAGGCCCUGAAACCCAAGCUGCUGGACACAGUGGAUGAUAUGCUGGCCAACGACAUUGCCCGGCUCAUGGUGAUGGUGCGACAGGAGGAGUCCCAGAUGCCCUCCCAGGCGGUGAAGGGCGGCGCCUUCGAGGGCACCAUGAACGGGCCCUUCGGGCAUGGCUACGGCGAGGGCGCCGGCGAGGGCAUCGAUGACGUCGAGUGGGUGGUGGGCAAGGACAAGCCCACCUACGACGAGAUCUUCUACACGCUGUCGCCUGUCAACGGCAAGAUCACGGGGGCCAACGCCAAGAAGGAGAUGGUCAAGUCUAAGCUGCCCAACACGGUGCUGGGCAAGAUCUGGAAGCUGGCCGACGUGGACAGGGACGGGCUGCUGGACGACGAGGAGUUCGCCUUGGCCAACCACCUCAUCAAGGUCAAGCUGGAGGGUCACGAGUUGCCCGCCGACCUGCCCCCGCACCUCAUCCCCCCCUCCAAACGGAGGCACGAGUGACCGGCCCUGCCCCACCCCCGC
This is a messenger RNA of Orycteropus afer afer, 1731 nucleotides long. RefSeq names its product EH domain containing 1 (gene EHD1). Gene Ontology annotation, cellular component: clathrin-coated pit; plasma membrane; intracellular vesicle. Gene Ontology annotation, biological process: clathrin-dependent synaptic vesicle endocytosis; endosomal transport. NCBI's taxonomy places the organism in Eukaryota, Metazoa, Chordata, Mammalia, Tubulidentata, Orycteropodidae. The record is from RefSeq and is a predicted model, not a curated record. Gene Ontology annotation, molecular function: GTP binding; calcium ion binding; protein binding.